AUGACAACUCGUGCAGCUCGAUUUGUUCCAUCAACACACUCUACCCUCUGUGUGCGUUCAAGGGGUUGGAAUAAUGUCAAAAAUAUUUCAUCGUCAAGUUCAAUAUUUUCAUUUAAAAACACUAAUACCGUGAUGAUGAUGAUCGUGAAUGCGAAUACCAGUUAUUCCGAUAGAGAAUCACUGAAUGGAAGAAAUUUUCAUUCUCAUCAAGGACCAUUGAAAUUUCAAUUCGGAGAAAAUUUUUUGAACGAUCUACUUGCGAAAUUUCGAGAGAAACAACUUGCUACAUAUUUGAAAGAUGUCGAAGAGGAAUUUCACAAAAUUUCAAAACACCUUGUAGCCGAGGUUGAAAAAUUUAAUGAAAAUCCAGAACAGAAAAUUUCAAAUGAAUUACUGGCCUCCAUUUUCACAUUAAUUCAAAAGUGUCUUGCGAUCAUUCCCCACGAAAGCACCACUACUGCCAAUAUCGUCAUGAAUCCCUUUCGUAUCAGCCCAAAAUUCUUUUUUUCCAACACUUUAGGAAUGAAAAUUCUCGAUAUUUGUAAGCAAGCUCAGUUAUUGGCUGUGAAAGGAGUUUUACAUGAAUGGUUUCAUUUGAAUGAGUUGAAAAAAUUUGUAAGACCAACAGAUUUAAGGUGGAAAGAACAUUUUUUCAUUGUUCCUAUCCAUGAAAUGGACGACGCGUAUUAUCUCUUCUUGUGUCUUGUACAUUUACUUUCAAAUGCUGCCUAUGCAAAUCAAAAACCAUUUUUCCCUCAUAAUCGAUAUAGUCUCAUUGCAAGCGCCUACUUUUAUUACAUGACAUUGUAUGAUAGUUCUAAUAAGAGGCCAAUUUCUCAGUAUGAGCACAUUGUGCAAUUGGCUCAAGAUUACAGGAAUAUGAAGAAAUUAUAUCUUGAACAAGAUAAAAACAACAACGAAGAUGAUUUUGAUUGGUUUGUUGAUUUGGAAACAAAUUUACCAAUUCAUUUAGGAGCUUUUAUUAGAGCUCUAGAAAUUGUGGCACAAAGAAUGGACUUAGAUGAAGAGGCAUCAGAAGAUUUGAGCGAAGAGUUAUGGAAAGCACUUGUCAGAUUAGAUUCUGAAUGUUUGGAAUUGAAUCCUAAAAAUCCAUAUAUUUUGUAUUUGAAGAUUGUUUGUUAUAGAUGUUGGAUUGUACAACAAACAGAUUCAGGAUUGGCUUUAGAACAUAUAUUUAAAGCGAUAGAGUUGUGUGAGCAAGCACUUGAGGUUAUGAACAGCGCCAAAACUCAUUAUUUACCAAAAUUGGAAAAGUUGAUGCUUGAAAAAACAACUCUUGCAGCUCCAGAAGAAAAACGAAUUAAUAACCUCAAAUUUACACCGUUUCUUUUCUUAAAAUCUUCACUUUUAUGGCAUGCAACGGAGGAGUUGCCUUCCGACCAAGGUUAUUUGUACGCCACACAAGCUCUCGAUUGCAUUACACAAGUUGAAAGUUUUUCACGAGUACCUGUGUAUCAUGGCAUACAUCUUUACCAGAAAGCUUUUUGCUAUUAUGCAUGCAACCAAUUUGAACAAGUCAUUCAUUUGGCAAACGUUUUUUCUAACGAAUUUAAGGAUCUAAUUGAGGAACAAUCAUUGAUCAUUGAUGUGAUUUUAUUGGCAGCAAACAGCAUACUUGCUUUAGGACAUGCGGAACGUUGUAUGGAAAAACUUGAAGAGUAUUUGGUUGAGUAUAACCAUCAUCCCAUGUUGAGAUUUGAAAAGCUAGUGUCAAAAAUACCUUGCCAAAUCCAAGAACGACUUACGAGAGAUUGUGAACAAUCUUGA
This is a messenger RNA of Naegleria lovaniensis, 1788 nucleotides long. RefSeq lists its product as uncharacterized. NCBI's taxonomy places the organism in Eukaryota, Heterolobosea, Eutetramitea, Acrasida, Naegleriidae. The coding region runs from base 1 to 1788 and encodes 595 amino acids. The record is from RefSeq and is a predicted model, not a curated record. The transcript has a single exon.